AUAGCCAGAAAAGGGAGACACUUAACAGAAUGUACAGAUUGGUGUUCACUCACUGAUUCCAGUUAUAGUGACAGUCUUUUGUCCAGCGAUUUGCAUAAGGAAGUAUCGAUUAACACCGACUACCCAGAUCGGUUUGGGUUACCAUGACUCUACAAUGCAUGACGAUCAGAUAGAACGUGAUGUAAACGACGGUAGUAACCUCCUUCUGCCGCUAGCCAUCUCCCUGAACUUAGGAAAACAUUACGGGUCUAGAAGAGAAUUGGAUUUGAGGUACAAGUUUCGAGAAGCGCGUGAAAGCCAACGAAAGAUGGUGGCUGGAGAUGAAAUACAUGAAUGUGGACCUCGAGGGGAAGGUUUCCGAACCACGCAUAGCAAAGCUUCAUACUUUAAAACGUGUGACAAGCUAGUGGUUUUGUGCACCAUGUAUGAUUCCCAACGAAGUCCAAAUUCAUUUUCACUUUCGGAAGUUCCUGGGAAAGCGACACAUUAUACACUUAAACUCAUAACAUACGGACUGUCCCGCAAUCAGCCUAUUUAUGACCUGUGUAUACAGAAAGAUGGAAAUUGGUACCUGUCCCACCAACGCCUCAAGAACGCUAAUUCUGAGGAGCUCGCGUUGUCUGCAAGAGACACUAUAGCCGGGCCCAACUUCGGAGCUGAUGAUGGGCCCCUGGUGCCGUGUCUGCCAUGUUCGACAUGGCCGCCGGCGUCUUUCAGUAUGGUCCAGAGACCUCGCAGGAGCGGAUGGCCCGCCCAGGAAGUGAUGGACAGGAUGGUGAGGAAGGGAUGUUUCGUAGUACCGUCGGAUGACGACAAUGACGAGGAGACGGUGUUCAUGCUGUCCUUUGCUGUGCCCGAGAGAGAGCUUGUCAAGUCUUUUAAUCAAACGCAGAUGAACGUGUACGGAUACUGGCUUUCCAUCAUAGAUCAGAAGGUGCCAGCCUCGCUAAAGACUGUCUUCAACGAGACGGUUGUGAAACACUGUCUUUUUUGGCUUUUACAGGAAUACCCACUCGACACUUGGAUGGAGGUUAACGUCACAAGGUGUAUGGAACUGCUUUUAGGAAAAUUCUUGGAUGUCACAAGAAAUCGUUCAUGUCCAAAUUUCUUUGUCAAACGCUACGACUUGUUUAUGGCAAUGACACCAGUCCUUCUAGCUAAUCUGCUUAAUUUCCUAAAUGAUAUAGAACAAGCUGGGCGUAGCUACUUCCUACAACUAGUGCCGUUCUGUCAGCGAGCGGAGGACUUUCGCAACCUUCAACAAUCGUUUGCCAUGAUGUGCGUCACAGAUGUUGAAGAAGAACGAAGAUUAGACUUUGCCUUUUUUCAAGAAGUUCUUCAUACCUACUAUGAAAUGCGUCGACUAUUCCAACAUGCUACCGAGACUUCCAAGCCAUUUGACCUGGAUAUGUUCAACACUAUAAUCGUCAACCUCCUCGAGCGGUCGAGUCCCCUUCUGGACGACAACAUCAAGGCUGUGCUGAAGGCAUAUUUAUCGCUCCAAAUGGCCUGUCAUCUGUGUAGAGACAUACCCAAUGUUGGAAACAGCCGCCAAACUGAAAUUGCCCGUAUUGAAGACUUGCUAAAGGAGGGCCUUAAUGCUGACAUGUCAUCUGCCAAACUCAAGAUGGCUACAUUAUAUCUGCAUCUUGAAAAACCUGAAAGGUCUGUUGAGAUCCUCCAAGAUCUUGAUGCCACCGGAAGUCAUGUAAUCAAUCUAACAAGAAGAUGUAAAUCUUCAAUAUGGAUAGAAAUCAACGCCAAUGACCGUGAUUACGAACAGACAGUAUGUAACAAAGGGUUCUCACGCGCAGAGAAAGUGACGCGAUUCAUGGCACUCCCGUUUGAUAUAACAAAGGAUGAACAGGUCGUAGUUCCAGAGGUCAUUCAGUACGAACUUGCCGAAGUUUCGGGCAGUAAAGAUGGUCGCAUUACCAGUAACUUUACAUUAUAUUAUCAUUUGCUACUUAUCAUAAGUAAACAUAAGUUAGGUGAGGAUGUUCACCAAACAAUCCAGGAAUUCAAGAAGUUGGUGGAAGAGUCGAGUGACGAAGGGGUUCUGUACAUGUAUUACAACUGGCUAGGUUAUUGUUUGAAGCUUGUAAAGAGGAUUUCAGAAGCUAAACACUAUUUUGAGGAAUCUCUUAAGAUCAAGCAUAGUGAAAAUGCUGCGAUGAAACAAUUGGACGCGUUAAAGUAACCACUUUUGGAGAUUAUGACGAAGAGUUUUACUGUACAACGUAACACACUCUGGCAGUGAGACAAGCUUAGCUGUAGGAUUAAGAUGUAGGUUAAUCUAUUAUGUAUUGUUCUGCAACUAUACUACUAAGACAUUGUAAUAUGUUGAAUAUAGCAUAACCAUAAGGUGGAAACAAAAGACGUGAACAUUCACGAAGGGAAGCUUCUGUACCUAAUAUGUUUUUGAACUUUUAUGCCAGGUAUAUAGUAUUUAAAGAUGUCUUUUCCUUAAGUUAAUCAUAAAUGCAUUUUUAUCCACACCUAAUAACUAACGUCUUGUAUAGUAUGUGAAACGAAAGUGAAAUGCAUUUUAUGAAAGAAUUGUGAAAUGUAACCUUCUUUUCAACAUAUUUGAUUAAUAUGUCGAAAUUUUGUUGCAUACACACUAUUCACACAUAUAUGUAGAUAUAAACGCAUGUUGUGAGCUAUAUCUACGCUCUACAAACAAAGGCUUUUGACAAAGGCACAUCUACAGCCUUAGUAUCCCUUUGUCGUGGUGUGUUUAAUUAAAAAAUCUUUAUUUCAAAAAGUUUGAUAUUGUUGUGCCUUAUAUACUUAGAGCUGUAACUAUAAUUCGUACUUGUUACAGUCAGAAUUUCAGCGUUUUCCCAAUAUGGAAUUAUAACGCUUCAAUUGCUUUGAAAGAAAUUUAGGUCAUCGUUCUGACCAUGUUUCUAAGUAGGAUACCUCAUUGUCCAACACGGCUGAGGCAUGUGUCGUCGCUGACCUUGAUACUACUUAGAAUAAGACAGAAGAUAUGAUGAGGGACGAUAUGUAUUUUGCAGGAGACUGCUAACUAGACAUCAAAGGCAAAAAUAAUCAAUAAUGUUAUAUGUGGUGCAGGAGACUAUUAACUGGAUAUGAAAGGAAAAGUAAUGAAGACAAUUGUGCGUGGUACAGGAGACUUUUAAUUGAAUAUGAAAGGAAAAAUAAUUAAGAAUGUCAUGUGUUGUGCAAAAGAUAAUUUAACUGAAUAUAAAAGGAAAAGUAAUAAAGAAUGUUAUGUAUGAGACUAUACCAGAAAAAAACUUCACGUUUUUGUUUGAUGUGCCUUCGUACGUACUAUUUUCGUUUUUUUACAGUUUGACCAACGUGUCCGUCCUACAUGCACGUUUCUGUUCGACACCAAAUUGCUAGUGCUUUAUAAAUUGUUGUCAAAAGAAACUUCGUACGUGGAGAUGUUCAUAUUGUGACUCAUUACUGACAGCGAUAUGAACAUUUUUGUUUUGGCACUGGAUCUAAAAUCAAUAUAAAUUAUAAAUACAUUUGUAGAUGUUUGCGUGCAGGCAUAUUUUUGCGCAUUUACUCAAUUCGAGAAACGCUAGCAUUUCCAUACUGAAAAGCUUUUGGCUUUUGUAGGACUCUCAAUAAUCUCCGUUGUUCUAUAAUAAAGAAGGAAAGGUGCUGGGUGGAUGACCAACACAUUUAAGAUAGGUCAUAUCAAGCUAUUUGUGUACGGUAUAUAUAUAACGUACAUCACCGUUUUGGUUUGCAUUAGCUAGUCAUUACUUUUAAUGGUUUCUUAUAGAAUAAAUGGAAGUGUAAAAAUAAUCAUAAUGUGGUUAUCCAUUUACUUAAAUUAGUACGGAAACAUAUUUUUGUAUAUUGAUGUUAAACAGCGCAAUGCCCUACCUCUGCGUUUGCACAUAUAUAUCAUUAUUAUGAUUUUUUACAAAACCUUUUACAGCCAUCCGACUGACAAACAAAAAACGUGAGGUAGUUAUUCAAGAUUAAUAUUUAUAGCUUUUAUUUGGUUUAAGGUAAAUUAUGUUUUUCAUAAAGAUUGAUGAUACAAGUUUGCAUAUGUGUUAUGCUCAGUUGUGUUCUAUGUUUGCAUAUAAUGCAUGGUCUUAAAUUUGUAAUAAAUAAUUCAAACACUU
This is a messenger RNA of Mizuhopecten yessoensis (Yesso scallop), 4118 nucleotides long. RefSeq lists its product as uncharacterized. The record is from RefSeq and is a predicted model, not a curated record. Lineage: Eukaryota; Metazoa; Mollusca; Bivalvia; Pectinida; Pectinidae. Gene Ontology annotation, molecular function: protein binding. The coding region runs from base 155 to 2200 and encodes 681 amino acids. The transcript is spliced from 3 exons.